AGGACGUUGUCAUUAUUUCCACCUCAAGCCUCCCAUCCUCGCGACCUCCCAAUUCGGACAUCGGACACUCAGGUCCCUCGUCUCCCCCAAAUCUCAUUCGAGGCCCCCUCUCGCACUUCUGAUCUGACACAAAUCCACGCCAUUUUUGAUGGAUGAUCCAGACACGACCGGCAACAACGAGAUCGGUGCGCCGUACCUGUGCAUGAGCUUUGUGCCCGGGAAGCCCGUGUCCGAGGUAUGGUUUGGUCCCUCGGGCACCUUGUCGCAAGAAGAAUUGCGCCUCAGGAUCCUGGCAAGCCUGUCACGGGUCAUGGCUCAGUUCUCUCGUCUGACCUUCAACAAGAUGGGGUCCAUUAUGGAAGACGGAUCUGGCUCGACUGUCAUCGGCCCUUUGUACGAUUGGGAUGAAAAAGAAGAUGGCAGACUUCAGGUUGCCGCUUCGGGUCCUUUUGACUCAACCUCUGCCUUUCUACAGCAAAACGAAGUUGCAAGCUCCAACGAAAAUGUGUGGGAUAAAGCAGAGGCGAAGGUGGUGGCAGCCAUUUUGGGCUGCUUACCAACCUUGGAUUCUCCGCCUGGCUUCGUUCUAUGUCCCCAUGAUUUCGACUCGCAGAAUGUCCUGGUGGAUGACGAAGUUACUGUCACCGGGCUCAUUGACUGGGACCUCGCCCAGACAAUGCCACGAAUUGUGGGAUAUGCCAGAUACCCAGGGUGGAUCACGCGCGAUUGGGAUCCUCUGAUGUACGGCUGGCCAAAGACGGCUGAAUCGGAGGACUCUCCAGUAACGUUAGAGCGGUACCGGGCAUAUUACAACACGGAUCUCGGCAAGGCGCUGAAGUGGCAGGGUGACUGGAAUUCCACCGAUAAAUCGCACAUGGCCGAGGCAAUAUGGAUUGCCGCGCUGCGCCGUCACAAUCGUCUUGAGAUAUGUCGCAAGUUUGUUCAGGUUGCUGCAGGCGACGAUAUUAAAGCUUUAGAUAUCGUCUACGACAUCGGAGCGGGACAAUAUGAUGAAGAGAAUUGGGGUAUCUUGCAAACCAACUUACGGCGCUUAAUACGUUCAUGUUGAUGGGUGGAUUUUGUUGUUGGCCGCUGUUGAUGAAUCACAUUGUGGGUUGCCGUCCCC
Molecule: messenger RNA, 1126 nt
Organism: Phialemonium atrogriseum
Lineage: Eukaryota; Fungi; Ascomycota; Sordariomycetes; Cephalothecales; Cephalothecaceae
Exons: 1
Coding region: 149-1069 (306 amino acids)
Source: RefSeq, a predicted model, not a curated record